Molecule: messenger RNA, 2563 nt
Organism: Durio zibethinus
Lineage: Eukaryota; Viridiplantae; Streptophyta; Magnoliopsida; Malvales; Malvaceae
Product: DEAD-box ATP-dependent RNA helicase 41-like
Molecular function (GO): ATP binding; nucleic acid binding; RNA helicase activity
Source: RefSeq, a predicted model, not a curated record
CUUGUUAGCAUGGGCUCAGUAGUUUUUACACUACAAAACAGAAAUAAAUAAAUCCAUUAGGUUGGCAGUAGUUUAUGUGUGGGUUUGACGAGGCUGGCCAGUUCUCCUGUCUGUCUUCCUGAUUUGGUUUGUUCCAAUUCCUGAUGGUAAGUUUCCAAGGCGCAGAGUGCAGACUCCAGAAGAGGAGAAAGGCUGAGCCCCCUAAUCUCCAUAGUUGAAAGCUGAAAAACAGGCCUUGUCAGAAUCCCUUUAUUUUGAUUCAAAUUCCAUCAAUUAGGUCUUUUUCAUCUACUUAAAUCAUGGAGGAUGGAAAUGGGAAUGGUCCUUGCAAAAGUUUAGCCGUACAAAAAGAUGUUUAUCAAGGGAUCGAUAAUGACAUUAAAAAGAAUUCUACAGACCAGAGAGACGCUCUGUUGGAGGAACCUAAAUGUGUUAUUUGUGGGCGCUAUGGUGAGUAUAUAUGUGAUGAGACAGAUGAUGAUAUAUGUAGCUUGGAAUGUAAACAAACUCUACUAUUCAGGGUUGCUAACUCCGUGGUGCCAGUUGGCCCCUCAUCUAUUCAAAGAUUACCUGCUACUGAUGAGUGCUUUUAUGUUAGAGAUUCUGUUGAUAAAUCAGGGUUUCCAUCUUUAACUUGUGAUCAAGCAGAAUUGCUUAGAAAGAAACUUGAAAUCUAUGUAAAAGGAGAUGUGAUUCCUGCUCCAGUAUUGGCAUUUUCUUCCUGUAGUCUUCCUCAGAAACUCCUACAAAAUAUGGAAACUGCAGGAUAUGGCAUGCCAACACCAGUCCAGAUGCAAGUAAUCCCAGCUGCCUUGAAUGGCAAAAGCCUGCUUGUUUCAGCUGACACGGGCUCAGGGAAAACUGCUUCCUUUCUGAUUCCUAUUAUUUCUGUUUGUGCAAAUUUUGUCCUUAACAACUUCUCAAAUCACAGAAAGCCAUUAGCAGUGGUUUUAACACCAACUAGGGAACUAUGUAUCCAAGUUGAGGACCAAGCCAAGACACUUGGAAAAGGUUUGCCAUUCAAAACUGCACUUGUGGUUGGUGGUGAUCCCAUGGCUAGACAACUCUAUCGAAUUCAGCAAGGAGUGGAACUAAUUGUUGGAACACCAGGCAGGCUUAUUGAUCUUUUAACAAAGCAUGAUAUUGAUCUAAAUGAUGUACAGAUAUUUGGUUUGGAUGAAGUAGACUGCAUGCUGCAAAGGGGCUUCCGGGACCAGGUGAUGCAGAUUUUUAGGGCUUUAUCAAAACCCCAGGUACUGAUGUAUUCUGCAACAAUUUCACAAGAUAUAGAAAAAAUAGCAAGUUCUAUGGCAACAGAUAUUAUUACUGUUUCUAUUGGCAAGCCUAACAGGCCAAGUAAGGCUGUGAAGCAGCUAGCUAUCUGGGUUGAGUCAAAGCAAAAAAAGCAAAAGCUUUUUGACAUAUUAAGGAGCAAACAUUUUACGCCACCUGUUGUGAUCUAUGUGGGUUCCAGAGCUGGGGCAGAUCUCCUAUCCAAUGCAAUUACCGUCACCACAGGAAUUAAAGCUUUGUCAAUACAUGGGGAGAAGUCCAUGAAGGAAAGGAGGGAGAUAUUGAGAUUGUUUUUAGUUGGAGAAGUUUCAGUAGUUGUGUCCACUGGAAUUUUGGGUCGUGGAAUUGAACUUUUAGGUGUGAGACAGGUCAUAGUGUUCGAUAUGCCCAGUUCCAUUAAGGAGUAUGUCCAUCAGAUUGGUAGGGCAUCUAGACUAGGGGAGGAGGGUAUGGCAAUUGUUUUCGUGAAUGAGGAGGAUAAGAAUUUGCUUCCAGAGUUGGUUGAUAUUUUAAAAUCUUCUGGAGCAGUUAUUCCUCGGGAACUUUUUAAUUCACGGUAUACAGUUGUUUCUUUUCCAUCAGGCAAGCGUUCUAAGAAAAGAAAGUAUGGUUGCUGAAGUUCUGCGCCUUUAUUUGUUGGCCUAAUUUUCAGUUGAGAACCUUGGAAGUAUUUAGUGGGGACCAACCAUCAUCACAGUUUGUCAAAGAAGCCAAAAAUGCAAAAACUUUUGUUUUGAACUAAUUGUGAGCAUCAUCUGUUAAAUUCUGUACGAGUAGGUUUGAUAGUUUGAAAUAGUUGAUAAAAUAUGCUCCUCAAGUGAGGACAGGUGUGUAACAGCACAUUGUUACUUCAACCCGAAUGAAUGGUAUUGCAUCAAGUUGGAUCUUGUUUGUGCAAUGCUAAACUAAGUGGUAUGUCUGUCGUCAGUUGAGUAACGUUCCGACAGAGGAUCAGUGAGAUUAAAAAUUGAAAAUCCAAACAAUAGGCAUUCGUAUGUUGUACUACUGACUGGUGCAAUGGCAUAGUCAUUGCUCCGUGUUUACUUAUUGUUACCAAUGGCGUGAAAUAAUUUACUUGCUGGAUCCUAUAUUUGAUCAUAGGCUUAAGUAUACAUGUGUGGUGGACUGGAAGGAAGGCAUGGGUUCUUUGUAGACAUAAUGUCCAUAGAAGGAAAGUUGUAGGCUUUUGAGAUCAUCGGGAUGUUCACCUGGUAUUUCCUUUCUUUUUUCUUUCGUUAUAUAUCUUUUAAUUUUUAAUUUUCUUUUUAUU